This is a messenger RNA of Dibothriocephalus latus, 600 nucleotides long. Lineage: Eukaryota; Metazoa; Platyhelminthes; Cestoda; Diphyllobothriidea; Diphyllobothriidae. The record is from the annotation of a GenBank genome assembly.
AUGCCAGAGGUCGCAGUUAUUGCCGUGUAUAGCUUCAUCUUCUGUCAGCUAAUCGGCGCCCAAUAUGUGGAUCAAAAUGAUACAAUCACUCACGUUACCCAUGACAAUGCGCUGCCUGUGCCAAUCUUUAAUAUCUUCUACUUCCUAUUCCUUAAAGGAUGGCUUAAGGUUGCCUUGUGUGUGAUGAACCCCUUCGGUGACGACUACGAGGAUUUUGAAUGUUCCGCAAUUCUUGACUUCAACUUGGAUGUCAGUUACAGAGCUAUUCUACUGGACGAGGCCACCUACCCAGAGAGUCUGAAAACGGCCACCUUUACACCCAAACCGAUGAAAGGCGCCGAAAACGAUAAUCUGGAUGACUUUCUCGAUAACAUCACAAGGGAGACUCAGGAGGCAGAUUUCAAUGAGGAGAUGAACGAAACUGCACCAGAUGCGGUAAACGACUCCAGCCGUUUCCUGCCAUGGAAGUGGCUCUUUCGGUCUCAUGACCCGGCGCCUGAGGGUUGCUCCUGGCCUUUGAGCAACUCCAAGUGGAAUGAGCAGGCGGCUGACCGCUUCCGAUACAUUCUUCACGUACGUUGGAGCUCGCCAAACUGUUAG